Molecule: messenger RNA, 1103 nt
Organism: Stegostoma tigrinum
Lineage: Eukaryota; Metazoa; Chordata; Chondrichthyes; Orectolobiformes; Stegostomatidae
Exons: 7
Biological process (GO): cell-matrix adhesion
Cellular component (GO): cell surface
Source: RefSeq, a predicted model, not a curated record
AACAAAGCCGUUCCCGAUCUGAACGAGACCGACCUGCUGUCCCUGGGGACGGUGGUGUGUGAGUUCACCGCGACCAACAUCUCCCAGAUCCCGGGCAGCACCUUCGCCUCCGCCGCCCCCCACUUCGGCAAGUGCCGGCAAUUCCACGCCUCGGCCCCCGCCAGCCUGGCCUCCAAAAUCACCAGCAGCCUCGGAAACCCCUCGAACUGGACAAUCGAGACGGUCACUUCGCUGGGCCUGAUGCUGACCUUCCUGGAUGAAGGGACGAUACAGAAGAUUCCGGACACAGUGGAUAUCAACGCCCUGCUGCUGGGGCUGGCGGCCUCCAACGUUCCCGAAGGACCCGCCGCUUCCCGGGAAUUUGGGAACAGUUUCAAUUUCACCCCCAUCACCACCACAACGUUCUCCAGGCUGGUCAGGCCCACAGCCAAACGGUCCAGGAGGACAGCCUCCUGCUCCGUGAUCCCGUUGUACGAGGAGAUCCAUGACCUGGGCCAGGCUAACAGUCAGUGGACGGUGGAGCAUCUCUCCUGCAUGACAACGGAGACCUUCCAGGACGCGGUCAGCACGCUGGGCUCUGUGCUCACCUUCACACCACAGCAGCGCUCAGCCCUCGUCGACAAAGCCAAGGAGGCCUGGGGAGCCGUUGUCAAAUUUCUCUCAGGAGGAAAUUGCAGAACUAAAGUUUCUCCUCAGCGCCCUGUCAGUGAAAGAGUUAAAAUCGAUGGAUCUGCGCUCCUAUCGAUAACCUGGAAAGUGUUGCAAGCUGUCCCACCUGGACCCAAGAGAAGAGGAGAGCAGUGCUGGAAACCUUCCUGCGGCUGAACGAACUGACGGUGGCUCAGCUGGAUUCGGUGGCGAUCAGCGGCCUGGGGAAUUUUCUGUGCGGGAUGGACGCUUCCCAGAUCAACCAGCUGGAUAGCAAAGCGCUCGAGUUAGCUGCUAUUAGUCUGGGUAAACUGGCCUGUCCUCCUAAGACCCUGGGCUUGCUGAAGGGCCGCGCCGCCCAGGUAUUUGGGCCGAUGAGCAGCUGGAACGAGGCUCGGCUCUCCGAACUUGGCACCGUCGCGGGUAAGUGCCAGGGGCUGGGAGGGGCACAUGGU